GAUGCGAAGUGGUCUAGUGUGCGAGUGGAGGUGAGAUGAGUCAACAAGGAGCGAGAUAAAACUGAUAACAUAUCGAGGGGAGAAAUAGAAUAGUCCCCCGUCAAAAAUCCUUUCAGUAGUGGAAUGAAGAUAGAUAAACAAGGUGAACACUAAACAAAACAUAUCUAGGAAGGAAUAUAAAAGCCUACGAAGUGAGAUAAGAUACCAAGGAGGGUAAAAGGAGAGAAAACAGGCCGGCAUUAGGAAUAUAAUGGUCCCCGCAUGAGAGCAGCCAUGGUUUUCUGUGGGGAAGCGGGCCGGAAGCAGCCAUCUUAGACCAGCUGAGGGCCGAGCGAGCCUCCUCCCUCCGUGGCCUUCCUCCCUCCACUCACUGGUAUCAUGGCUCGGUAGUGGCCCUCGUGACACUCCACCGGGGCAUGAAAGUGCAGGAGGUAACAGACAAGUGGACGUGAAAGUAGCGCGGAGUCCCUGAGUGCCCCGAGAAGGCCCUGCCACAGUGACCCUUCCAGCCAUGGGUCCUGUCAAUCUAUAGACGGGUGUUUCCUCUCCUUCCCGCCGCCUGUUGGAGUCUCAGCGGGGUCCACAAGCUGGCCAAGAUGAAGAAGCUGUUUUGGAAGGACCCCUCCAACAAGGACCCCAGCCAUGGCAGCUUCGUGGGCAAGGUCUUCGUGGUGGGGCGGCACACGGUCACAGUGGAGGAAGUCAUCGCCGAGGGAGGGUUUGCCUUGGUGUUCCUGGUGAAGGGCAGUGGUGGGGUGCGGUACGCCCUCAAGAGGCUCUCCGUGAACAACGAACAAGACCUGGAGGUGGCACGCAAUGAGAUAAACAUCGCCAAAAUGUUAAACGGGCCGAGGACUUUGGUGGGGUAUGUGGACUCGGGCGUGACUCACAUAGGCGGGGGGGUCUAUGAGGUGCUCCUACUCAUGGCAUACUGCAAGAAACACCUCCUGCACUACAUGAACGACAGGUUCAGUUCUGGUUUGAAUGAAGCGGAGGUCCUCAAGAUCUUCUGUGAUGUCUGUGAUGCUGUGUCCAGACUCCACCAUGUCAACCCACCCAUCAUUCAUAGAGACCUCAAGGUGGAGAACAUCCUAAUAAGCAGUGACGGAAGCUAUGUUCUGUGUGACUUUGGUUCUGCCACUGCGCGGGUGCUGUGUGGGGCUACAGAUGGGGUGUCCCGGGUGGAGGAGGAGGUGCAGCGGUACACCACACUAGCCUACCGUGCGCCCGAGAUGGUGGACCUGUACCUGGGCCGACCCAUCACCACCAAGUCGGAUAUAUGGGCGCUGGGCUGCAUGCUGUACAAGCUGUGUUUCUUCACCUUACCCUUCGCCGAGAGCCCUCUGGCCAUCUCUUCGGGGAACUUCACUAUUCCAGAUAAUGCAAGAUUCUCCAAGCACUUGUUAGCACUCAUACGUUACAUGCUUGAUCCUGACCCAGACACACGGCCAGACAUCUACCAGGUGGCCUGUCUGACCUUCAAGCUGGCAGGGAGGGACUGCCCAGUUAGGAAUGUUAAUAGUGUGACGGUGCCCUCCCUGGACCAACUGUGCCAGCUGGUGACAGAGCGGGAGCAGCAGUCUUCUGUCAAGCUCAACCGUGUCACUACCGGCCCCGUGAUAGAGGGCACCUCUGUGGCACCCCGCCAGCGGCCCAAGGCAUCCCAGCAUCCAGCGGCACUCUCUGCAGGAGGGGCACUGCCACUGGGCCUGCCCCUUCACUCCUCCCAAGCACUGAAGAGGAAUAUUGCUGCUGCUAAUGAAGGUGGUGCUCAGCAACAACAGCAGCAGCAGCAGCAACAACAGCAGCAACAACAACAGCAGCAGCAGCAGCAGCAACAGCAACAGCAGCAGCAGCAGCAGCAGCAGCAGCAACAACAGCAGCAGCAACAACCGCAGCAGCAGCAACAACAGCAGCAGCAGCAGCAGCAGCAGCAGCAGCAGCAACAGCAGCAGCAGCAGCAGCAGCAGCAGCAUAGUCAAGUAGCAGGGCAGCAGUCAGCAGGUGUGGAGUUGAGUCCCACCACAGCCUUCCCUCCAGCUGCAUUGUUUGGUUCCGAGAGUUUCCCUCAGCAGUCAUUCCCUCCUAGUCAGUUUGGGUCCUCGGCAGGCAGCGGCGGUCCGGCGGUGGGCCUGGCCGGCUCCCACCCUCCCGGCCUGGGCACACAGCCACCCUCAGGAUCACUAGAAGCCUUUUUCCCACCCUCAGGCUACCCUGACCCUUUCCGAGAAGGUGGCGUUGAGACACAGCCUCACUCUGGCAGCACAGAGGGGCUCUUCCUGCCACCCACCACUACUACCACCACCACCACCACCUCCGGCAGUGGACCCCAGAGCCUCUCGCUGAGUCAGGGCUCCAUCGGGGCCAAUGCGGGGGCGGGGCUGACGGCACCGGCGCCAGGCAGUACCGGGGCCGUGGCUGGACUGGUGAAGUACGAGAGUGACACCUCUGCCCUCAGCUUGCAGCAGCACCACCACCACCUGCAAGCCCCCAGCUCCCCCACCCAGCCACACCACCCCAGGGCCCACCGGAGAAACGUCUCAGACUCCUCUGCUUUCAACAAGAUUUUUGCCAACGAGACGACACAGUUCCUGGCACCAUUCGAGGCCUCGGUGCGGCUCACAGAGAAGGAGGGGUCUGCGGGGGUGCCACAGCCUGAACACAGCUCCCAGGAGGGCCUAGUCACUUCAGACAUGAGUUUAACCUCCGACGUGCGUGCCUGGAACCCCUUCAACGACAUGACGCCCUUCAGCCAAAUGUCGGAGGAUAAUAUUUUCGGGGCGGAGUUUGACAAAAUUCGCCGAGGAUCGCAAAGCAGCAUAUCCAAUGUUAAAAGCAGGGAAAGUUUAGUGAUGUCAACCGAGGACGAUCCAUUCGGUGCUGCUCCUUUCAUUGCCCCUGGAUCCCGGCGAAUGAAAACAAAAGGCGGAAGUGACCCAAGAAUGAACAGCAGCGAGGACACCACCGGCCUGACCCCCGACCUUGAUGCUACUGGAGCCCCCAGCAGGGUGGUGCCUGCUGGGGGGGAGCAGCGACAGCGGAAGUCCAGCGCGUCGUCGCAGGACUCCCACGACUCACAGGAGGGGCGGCCGGGACUCGGCGCAGCGGGGCCUUCCUCCUGCCUCUUCACUUGCCCCCCGCUGGAAGACAGGUCAAAGUAUGAAAAGCUGCAAAACGCCCAUGAUGAGGAGAGCGAGGAGGAGAGCAGGGACGAGGUGGUCAUGCCCCGCAAGGAUGGCAGACGCAUGUCCCCCCAGCCCUCCCCCCGCAGCCAGGACCCCGCAGUGCCCCGCCACCGCAGGCACCACCCCAUGCGGAUGAGAAGGGGCAAGAGGCAGGCCGGAGGACAGGAGGCGGGUGGCUCCAAGGACAGCAAGCCUGACGGGGUGUUCAUCUGCGUGUCGGACGAUGACUCCAUCGGCUCGGCCAGCGACCUCAAGGCGCGCAUCAAUGAUGAGUAUGACUUUGAGGCCGGCGACCGUGGCGACGCCUCGGAGACCAUCAGCUCCUCCGUGUACCACGCCGAGUGCGAGAGUGUCACCACCCAUGAGGAGGACGGGAGGGUGGGGGAGGGCGGGGACCCAUCACUCAUUGUGCGCCGUGGCCCUAAGCCGUCCAGGGCGGCCAUCAGGGCCCGGGCCAGGGCGCUGCAGGAGCAGGAGAGCCGGCGGUGCACACAGGACAGGCUGCUGGGCCACGAGUACGGGGAGAAGCCACUCCUGCAGGACGACGAGCUGGACUCAGGGGAGGAGGAGGCUAAGUUCUCGGAUGGCGGGGAGGCCAGCGGUGGCCAGCAGCCGUCUGGCCUGCCCGUGGAGCAGCUGUCAAGCCGGGCCAAUGUGUUCCCCGUCCCCAGACCCUUCAGGAAGAUUUCUCUGGAUGAGUCGAGUCGCCCCAGGGAGCAGCAGCUGUCAGAGGAGGACGUGUUUGCCCUGGCGCCCUUCAAGUCGUCCCUCAAGAAGCUGAACAAGAAGGUGUUCCAGAGCCGCAGCCAGCCAUCCAGCAACACUGUGUCUCCCCUCGAGUCCUCAAACCAGCUCAUUGUCACCCCGCCCAUGGCCAACAGCUCCCCCGCCCCUGUCAGCCUGGCCACCCUGGAGGCGAUAGAGUCAGCCCCGGAGCCCGUCAGGCUGCCGGUGCAGGCGGACAUCAUCUAUGAGGAAUCCCCCAGCGAGGAAUUCCCCAUCUACGAGAACGUGCUGCUCAACGCCAAUGGAGCGAGCCGGGCAGAGAACGGCACCACCACACCGCGCUUCCACUACUACGAGAACGUGCCGGUGCCCUUCACCUCCAUGGCGGCCACCGAGGCCUCCACCGCCGUCACUGCCACCCUCAUCAAGAACCCCUUUGUCAAUCCCUUCCUCAGCGAGAGUCCCGCGUCCCACGCCGCCGGCCAGGACACCUCCGUGCACCUGUCCAUCGCCUCCCGCCCACCACAGGCCGCCACGGAACAAGGCCUGGCCAGCAAGCCGUGCCAGCUAGCCAGCCAGGCGGUGCUGUCUCAGAGUGUUGACUCACUGUCACCCAGUUCUGGUGUGGGCCCUGUGGCCUCCCCAUCCCUGCACAGCACCGACCUCUUUGGCUCCAUGCCCUUCAGUAACGUCACCAUCGCACCACCUCCCUCCUCCGAUGCCAAAGAAUUCCCUGCCUUGAGUCAGGCGGCCUUGAAUGGAGUGUCUCAGUUCAGCCCCAGCAGCAACAGCGGCAGCCAGGCCCAGUACUUCCCGCCCCCCCCUGAAGCACAGCCACACCUCACAGUGCUCACCUCCACUCCUCGCACCCACAAGACACAGCUCCCUGGCCCCGCCCCUGUCGCUGCCCCCGCCCCGGCCAUUACAAAGGAGUCUAGUCUGGCAGAGCUGGAUGACGAUGCGGACCUGUUUGGGGCGGUGCCGUUCAAGCCCAUAGUGCAGCGGAGCUGCCACAGCGGGGGUCCCAGGAGCCAGACGCUGCCGGCCAACAUGAGCUCAGUGUUCCAGGCCCAGAUGGCUCAAAUGGCCCGGGAUGAUGGCCACAUGGAUAAGCUUUUUGGUGAUUUCAAAGUCUCCAAGACCAAAAAGUCCACUCCACCGAGCUUCCGAAAGCCCAGAACGACACACCAGAAGCUCUCUGACUCGGACACUUCCACGGACGACGAGGCAGUGAUGGCAAACCGCAAGCCAAAGCACCGCGACCGCAGCAAAGACCGUCUCAAGUACAAGAACAUCAGUGAGGAGUUUGAGGAGGAGAACAUGAUGGUGCUGCCCAUGAAACAGUUCAGCCACUCCAAGAAGGAGAAGAUCACCAAGAAGAGCAAGAAGCACGACAAGCAGGAAAAAAAAGUAGAAAAACCAGAAAAGAAGCCCGAGAAGAACGUAAGCUUUGAGUCGGCCGGGAUUUCCAACAUGAGCUUUGAGGACUUCACCCUGGAGGAGAACCGGAGAGAGCUGGAGAGGAGUCGGCUGGAGGCAGAGAGGGGCGGCGACUCCCUGCAGAGUCCUGAGGAAGAUGACUCAGACCUGCGCACCACAGGAGGCACCAGGUUUGGCUCCCUGAAGAGGGGCAUCAACCCAUUCUCCAAGCUUGGCCGCUAGACCUGCCCUGCUUCCCUGCUGUGUGCAUCGCUAGGGCCGUCCCUGUGGUGGCGUGGCGUGCUUCAGGGAUCCUUUGUUGUUAUGGUUUAGGGCGCCUGAGCUGCAGGAGCGCACCGGAGAAUGGCUGGAUGGGUUUGCUCGGAACUUAGCGCUAACAUUGCAUAUUAUUCUGCAUAACUUUUCCUGGCGUAAUAUUUUUAGCAUAAUGUCUAACUUAAAGAUGAGUAAUGAUUAUUUAUUGUUGCAGUUUAAGAAAUGUGACCAUCCACUGUUAAAUAGCUGGAUUGCUAUUUUAAUUUAUUUAACUGUGUUGACCUGCUGCUCUUUUGAACGAGGAAGAGGUGUCGUGUUAUUGUGUUGAGUUCCAGCGCUGGAGACGAGGAAGGGAAAGGAUGUAUAGUCUAUCAAUUCUAAAGUGGCUCCUGGGUCUCAGUUUGAAUGAUGACCCAGGGAAUGCGUUGUUGUCAGAUCUUGAGGAAAACCGUGAGCUGUCCUUGUAAUAAGUGCGUUGAUCAACAGAAAAGUAUUAUUCACAUCAAAUUAAUUACGUCAUCAAUAAGCUACAAUACGUUUUAAAACCAGGAGACAUUUUAGAGUAGACAGACUAUAGUAGAAAUCAUCCGUCAGAAUUAUAUAUACAAUAAGUUCUCACAUCCACCACACAGUUCAGCACCACACCACACCUGCUGGCAUGACCCAAGGGGCAUUCCUGGAGCCCACCUGGAAUCCCCACCACCUGAUUCAUCUGUGUUGGAAUAUUCCCUGGUCAUCACUCAGCAGAAGAACCCUUGAUGUCAAACUGGUGAUACAGAUUGAAGGCUUAUUGUAUUUUUUCCACCCCCGGUUUGUGGAGUGGUGAGGAAGGUAAGCAGGCAGACCAUUUGCCCCUUGCCAUUCCACACUCACGCACAACAAACAGGGUGGAGAGUUGGCCAAAAUUCUACCUGUCUGUGGUGUGGUGAGGGAGGUAAGCAGGCAGACUGUUUGCUGUUUGCCGUCCCACACUCACGCCAAACAAAUAGGGAUGGAGAGUUGACCAAAAUUUUACUUGUUUGUGGCAUGGCGAGGCAGGUAAGCAGGCAGACUGUUUGCUGUUUGCCGUCUCACACUCACGCCAAACAAACAGGUAUGGAGAGUUGGCCAAAAUUUAAUCCACCUUACUGUUUGUAGCCGAGGUGUUUUCUCCACCAGAGACAGCCUAGGAGAGGUUUAGUUCAUCCUUUGUACACAUAUCUUGAUGUCUGUGUUGACCUUCACAUUGGUGCUAAGUGGAUAUGAGUUUGUGGAUCAUUUUUGCUUCCUGUGUUAAUGUUGUUUUACAUUUGUGAUGAUCAUCUGGACACCUGGAAGUACAUUGUUUCAGUCAUUAAUUGUAAGGAUAAAGUCAUCAAUACAAUGAGCAGGAUUGAGGCAUAUUAGGGAUUUUAAGUACGACUAUUUUCACGAAUGAGUUCACACAAAAUGUCUGUGUCAGCGUAAGAUGUUAAUGGUAGCAGAUGGAAAGCAUAGGCUAUCUUAAGGUUUAGAAAUUUUAUCAUUGUUAUUGUUGUUGAUACUCUCUUUCUUAGCCAAAAAUAGAUACGUUACGACAACCUGAGACUGUUUGGGGAAGGCCGUCGGUUCCAUUAGGGUGUGCCCACGUGCUUUAAUUAAUGUACUGAAAGACAAGGCGCCGUUCCCAGACACUGAGGGUUGAGUGUUGUCAGGGUGGCGAGAGCUGCGGGAAUCCUGUCGGUUGGCACUGGGACCACGUCAGACACCCUCCUGUCAGGUGUUUGCCCUCACACACACCACUGGGAGGAGAUAUUACCAUUGUAGCUAAGUUAAUCGUCUUCUUAAGUAACGGAAAGGACAGUGUGCUGGUGAUGUCGUCACUGUGAGGGCAAAGCAGCAAGCAUUGAGAGUGAGGGUUUGGGGGACUAAGGAGGUUUCCCUGUUUGAUCAUCUUACCCAUAAGUAUUUUCAUGCCAAAUAUUGCUGCACUGAGUUGCAGGAUGAUGCGUAUGGGAAGAUGUCUUGGUAUGUGUGAGUGUGUGCAUGAGUAGGUUAGUGUGUACACCAACACAAGCACAGACACAGCAUUAGUUCCUUAAUGUGUGGCAUGGGUGGUGUGGGUCAUGGGUUGGGGAGGAUGGAAGCAUGUGACAGCGACUGCAGCUUUGUGGCAUUACUUCACGUUAAGUUGUCCGGCACAUUCCAUUAUAUUAUUAUUCAGAAAGACAAACACAUUCCCAAGGCAGCAGCAAUUGUAGUGAGGAGCUUUGCACUGGUGGAGGGGGAAGGGAGGGUGUUACAUGUUGUUGUUGUCACUCACACACCCGGAGCUCCUGAGUUCACACAGCAGCACUGAACACAUCCUAUUGCACCCCAGUAUAUUGUGUGCUUGAUAGUGUGUCCUUCGUCUGUCAGUUUGCUUUAGUUCAGUCAAAAUGAUGUGGCUAUUUGUCGAUGUGUUCCACGGGGAAUCUCAAGUUACUAUUUUCAGUUUGAAAUAUCUUCGACACUUGUUCGAAUUACUUGACAUAGCACGUGCUUCAAAAAAUAUCCAAUCUUGGGCCACAAUAUUUGUUGAGUGGCCCUUCCAGUGCCAGAAACACAUGUUAUGUAUUUUGAGAGGUGACCGGUGUACUGCCAGCAUGUCCUCUUGGCUCAGACCAGGAUACAGUGGUACCCUCAGCCUUUGAUAGCAGGCACAGAGAGGAACAAUUUCACACGUGGCCAGGAAAAGUGAGAUGGAAGGAGUGCGCUGGGCAGGGUCACAGUGCUUGAAGAUGAUGGAGAUUUUAAAUAUUGACAUUGAAGUUUAUUUUUGGGGGUUUUCCAUCAACUAAAUCACCCUUAAAGUUGAUAAUUUCCUCAGUAAUACAUGAGUGAAGUGAGUGUGGGGGAUAGACAGCAACAGAAACAAAUAUGAGCUGCCUCACUCACUCGCCAAGACAAGGCACCCAGCAACCAGCCCCACCCACUCCUCUCAGCUCAUCUCCAGGCAAGGCGAUAAGAUUGGAUGCUUUUUGAAGAGACAGCUUAGCAUAGGAAAGUGAUGCUAUGUUCUGCCUCUUUACAUUUGGCAUUUUUUUUUUAGUUUCAUGUCUCUUAUUUGUUCCGCAGUGAGCAUUUAUUAGUUCUAUGUUAAUUUUAGACAGAACACUUACUUCCAAACUAUGCAUUCUAAUGAUGUAUAAUUAGUACUUGGUAGGAGAGUUAAUGGUUGGGUCUGAGAGUGUGGCUUUAAGGUGGCAAAUGACUGCAAGUGGUAGUGUUUGUUGUUGUGGUGAGUGUGUCUUAAGGGAGAAUGGUAUCUAUAUAAUUUAGUCGUCUUUGAGUGUAUUGUUAUUUAUUAUUAUUAUUCUAUUAUUAUUAUUUUGUUAUUAUUGUUUUUAUUACCACCAUUAUUACUAUCACUACUAUUAUUUUCCUUCCUUGAAUUUUUCUUCCAGUAACAAAGAUUAAUAUCCAUUCAUUUAUUCAUCAUUAAUUUCUCUCCAGUGAUUUAUUAAUGCGUGAGGAUGUGUGUUCAUGUGUGUGUGUGUGUGUGUGUGUGUGUGUGUGUGUGUGUGUGUGUGUGUGUGUGUGUGUCUAGUUAGCCAGGGAGGCAGGUCGUGUUACAAGCCAGAGCUGUGAGGUGUGUGUGUGUGUGUGUGUGUGUGUGUGUGUGUGUGUGUGUGGCGAAGGCAGACAUGGACUGCCACCGCUGUAGAAGUGAGGCCAAAGUUUUGCAGGUAGUGAGUGUAAUCCUGUAUUGCCUUAAUAGUAUUACUCCUCCAUCGACUUCCAAGCCUGAUAUCUCAUAAUCUUAAUGUGGGGAGAGAGGAACCUUGUAGAGUCUUUGUCCUGUUUCAUUGCGUUGUCUUUUGUUGCAGACUGAGAGUUAUUCAAAGCCAUGGUGUGUGAAUAGGAAACAGACAUCCUACAGUCCAAAUAGUGCAUGUCUAGCCACAAAUUGGAGACUGGAGAGCUUAGGCAGUUUCUUAAGCUCACUGACCUCCACAUAUCAAAAUGGAACAGUCAUAGAGGUGGAGUGUGGAGUGUGACGCUGCCUUUGUCUCACCUUAAGCACAUGGGAAAACAAAUCACUGGAAAAAUAAUGCUACAGUGUUUCUAUUCUAAAGUGGCUCUUGGGUCUUGGUUUUGAAUGGUGACCCGGAAAUACAUGGUUGUCAGAUCUUGAGGAAAACCGUGAAGUAUCCUUGUGCAUUGAUCAACAGAAAACAAGUAUUAUUCACAUCAAAUCAAUGACGUUAUCAAUAAGGUACAAUGUUUUAAAUCCAGGAGCCAUUUUAGAGUAGACAGACUGUAGCACCAGAUUCGUGAUAAUCAUGUAUGUAGUCCCUCCCUCAAUUUCCCUCAGGAGAAAUUAAUGAAGUUAGUCUGCCACUGGGUACUGGCUGAUACCUGAAUCUGUACUGUUUGUGUGGGGUUAGAGAUGAUGUCCAAUUAUUAUUUUUAAGACGGCGAAAAUUUUGUAUGUGUGACGAUAGAUUGUGUUCGGGUAGAUGGAAAUUAUGAAAGAUGAUUACGAGGAUUAUGUGACGUUGCCUGAAAGUGAAAGGAGAAAGAAUGAGAUGGAGAAGAUGUGAAAACCUGGUGGCGUCCGGAAUUUUGUUACCACAUUGUUGGGAUUCAAACCAGUGCACUCUCUGUGUUAAGAAUCAAAACCUGUUGAGAGUGUGUGUGUACAUAAGAGUGUAGCACAUGUUAGUGUUGCUCCCGUCUCACUCUUAGCAUGUCAGGUGUUCUUCUGUCCCAGACCGCCUCGUGUCUGCCCCUAAGACUGUGAUUGUACCACGCUGGAGCCUCACUGAAAUGCUCCAUUCAAUAUUACCAAGUUGAAUGAUGUGUCACUUCUGCGGACAUUUUCUUUUGUGUGGAUUUAGUCGUCACGAUCAAACUGUAUCCGUUUCUGACUCAAGGUAUUUAUAUCUUGUGGUCCGUGGAUAUACUGAUUGCAUUUUGAUUUGCCUGUGUAAGUGCAUCAUGUGAUUUGCUUGUCUUCACCUUAGGUACAGCAUUGUGUGUGUUUGGGGCAGUGUCAGGUGCUGGCAGUUCAUAGGGACAGUGAGGAGUGGCACUGGAUCGCCCCGUGUGCCUCUAAUGCCUCCUGUCAUCUCACACAGCCUUGCCAACACCUUUGAUGCUGUGCUGGCCAGUUACUUGCCUCUGAUGCUGUGUGGGAGAGCCAGUGCUGAGAUUAAGGUGAGUGAGGCUUUAUUUCCUCAGUUGGUUUUAUCAAGAAGUGGUGAUCAAUGUUCAAAUUUUCCGAAGUACUGUAUUGUUAUGAGUGAAGGUCAGUUAAGAUGCUUUCUGCUUCACUUCCACUGUGUCUUGUGUUUUCCCUUCAUCGUAAGUCCUUUAAUUUGCUGACAAUCUUGCUAAUCUUGAUAGAGAGGAGGAUCUGAGGGUGAGGGAAGAUGCUAGACACAGUGAAAGUAUUGCAGUGUGUCCAGUGAUGGCUAGCUUUGAACCCCCACAGUACCUAAUGACUAAAUUUAAGGUAGUGAGUGCAAACUGAAAAAAAUACACAGAAAGAUGACAAGACUGCAUAAUAUAUUGACGUCAUGGCAUUUUUCUCACCUUGUUUGACUCAGAAAUCUGCUCAAUGAGGGAUUGUUGGGGAAAAGAAAACUAGAAAUUAUAUGUAACUAAGCAAAGCCAAACCAUUGUGACAGGUACUGCUUAAAAUUCCUUCCGUUUGCUUACCGAUUAAGAAAUACGGAUGAACUGAAAAUUAACUUGGAAAAUGACUUGAACCAGGGGAAAAUGGUGAUGUUAAAAGAAUGUAUGGAGGUUGCUAGUUAAAAAUAUGUGUGUAUGUAUGUGAUAUAUUGCUGUGUUGCUUGCAUAGACUUACUGCAAAAGAAAUACCUAUAUAAUAUUUGAUUAGGUAAUGUAAUGUCCAUAUAAUUUUGGGGUUCUUGUGUCUGUAACUUAUUUCUUUUCUCUCCUUUAUCCUUGAGAAUCUGUGUGAGGGUAUAUGUAACUUAUUUGCAGUGUGAGUGGUGAUAUAUGCCAGUGUGAGAGAUUGUGCCUCCAGUGUGACAAGAGGCGAGGGACAGAGACAGUAGUGUGUGUUUGGUGUCUGUGUUACUUUGCAUUGGGCUGUGCAUUUAUGAGAGAGAGAGAGAGAGAGAGAGAGAGAGAGAAUUUUCUUGUUUGUCUUGAAAGAGUAACUGGUUAUGUACAGAAAUGUUGAGUAUUUAUGGAGAAUUUAUGAUGACUGAUAGAAAAAUUAGUGUGUAUGUGCGUGAGAGAGAGAGAGAGAGAGAGAGAGAGGUGGCAGCUCUUCCUAGGCAGUGAUGGUGGUUGUCCUGCCAGGCUACCGUUCUGUGCAGCUGCCUGUGACCCGACCCUCAGUCCCCCUCAACUCCCCUCGGUUCCCUGGGGGGUGAGGGGGUGGAGAGGGGCAGGCCGCGGCGCUACCAGUGAAUAAAUCAAUAGCGUCUCCGUGAAUAAAGUCACGGAGGAACUAGAAUCAUUAAUAUGUCUACUUAGAGACAUAUAUGUAGCAUCAUACACUGUAGUCACUGUUGAGCCAUGGCAGUUGUAUAGCUGAGGAAAAAAAACAAAAACGUAUAAAAAUAAGUAAAACAUUAUUUUUGGUAUCGUGGAUGGUUGAUAAUGAUGACGAUGAUGAUGAUGAUGAUGAUGAUAUGACAAUGCGUAGACUAAAAUAGACUAUUAUCAUGGAAUUUAUUUAUAUGUAGUAUUUAUAUUUGGUGGCGUGGAGCCUUGGAAGCUGUAAACAGGUGACUAAUGUAUUUCCGUGUAUGACUCCUGAUUGCUGACGGUCAUGUGUUGCUUUAGCUUCCGGGUCAGGUCAGGUCGGGUCAUGCGCCCUCCUCUCCCCGGCCUGUGUCAAGGUCACUUCUGAGGUCAUUUUUAAGGAAACUCAGACUCCUGCUCAAACUUUUGAGUCUCCUAAUGCUUCUAUACACUCCUGUUGGCUAUUGUGUUAAUAUUGUUGAAGACUUUGCCUUAUAGUCUAUUGGAAAAGAAAGGUAAACAGUUCAUGGUAUUUAUCUUGUAUUUAUGUAUAUAUCAUGAUGUGAAAUAAAACUUGGUAUGAGCAA
This is a messenger RNA of Portunus trituberculatus (swimming crab), 12640 nucleotides long. RefSeq lists its product as uncharacterized. Gene Ontology annotation, biological process: protein phosphorylation. NCBI's taxonomy places the organism in Eukaryota, Metazoa, Arthropoda, Malacostraca, Decapoda, Portunidae. Gene Ontology annotation, molecular function: protein kinase activity; ATP binding. The record is from RefSeq and is a predicted model, not a curated record. Bases 597 to 5573 code for a protein of 1658 amino acids. The transcript is spliced from 16 exons.